Paramisgurnus dabryanus is the source of this 5197-nucleotide messenger RNA. It is a transcript of the gene ehd3, whose product is annotated as EH-domain containing 3. Gene Ontology annotation, biological process: endocytosis; endosomal transport. Gene Ontology annotation, cellular component: plasma membrane; cytoplasm. The record is from RefSeq and is a predicted model, not a curated record. Lineage: Eukaryota; Metazoa; Chordata; Actinopteri; Cypriniformes; Cobitidae. Gene Ontology annotation, molecular function: GTP binding; protein binding; calcium ion binding.
GCGUGCGCUGGGUGGGGUUUGGGUCAUUUCCUCCAGUGUCGGGUUUCUCCAGCUCACUGGCAUUUAAAUCUGCUGCAGUGGGAAGCCUGUGUGUGAGCGUGUCACCGUGGGACAAUCAGCUCUGCUGCAGGAUUUGCCACUUGUUUUGUCGUCUUUUCAUAACAGCAACACUGUAUCUCUAAUUCUCGUUCCACUGCCCAAGAAGAGGAUUCAUUGUAUCGCGCGGCGGCGCGCGCGUUUGUUGCAACAAAGCUUGAAUGAAAGACCGCCCGACUGCAUUACUGAAAAUAUAAGCCGCAUAUUUGGUAGGAAUGCAUGAUAUUUUGUAGUUAUGCUCGUUUGUGCGUUUUGUGUCGUGAAUGAAGUAGAGGCACGAGAAUCGUUUUAAUGAAAAUAACGUUCGUGUAUGGACUCUAAAUACAUCGACGUCAGCGAUAUCAGAUUCACGCGCGCAUCAUUCAUUUGAAAACACUACGGUCCUUCAUUCCUGCGUGCAAGCUCCUCUCUGUAGUCACAUCAUGUUCAGCUGGUUGGGUACCGAUGACAGGAGAAAGAAAGAUCCAGAAGUCUUUCAGACUGUCGGUGAAGGACUCAAGAAGCUCUACAAGACCAAACUGCUUCCAUUGGAGGAGCAUUACAAGUUUCAUGAGUUUCACUCUCCUGCUCUAGAGGAUGCAGACUUUGACAAUAAACCCAUGGUUCUUCUGGUGGGACAGUAUUCAACCGGCAAAACCAGCUUUAUAAGAUAUCUCCUGGAGCAGGACUUCCCCGGUAUGCGGAUUGGACCGGAACCUACGACUGACUCCUUCAUAGCAGUGAUGCAUGGGUCUAUGGAAGGAUUAAUCCCGGGAAACGCACUGGUUGUCGAUCCAAAGAAACCCUUUCGCAAACUCAAUGCCUUUGGCAAUGCCUUUCUAAACAGGUUUGUGUGUGCCCAACUGCCCAACCCUGUUCUGGAGAGCAUCAGUGUGAUUGACACACCAGGAAUUCUGAGUGGAGAGAAGCAACGAAUCAGCAGAGGCUACGACUUUGCUGCUGUUUUAGAGUGGUUUGCCGAGCGAGUGGACCGCAUCAUUCUGCUAUUCGAUGCCCACAAGUUGGACAUCUCGGAUGAAUUCUCGGAGGUCAUCAAGGCCCUCAAAAACCACGAAGAUAAGAUACGCGUGGUGCUCAAUAAGGCCGACCAGAUUGAGACGCAACAACUGAUGCGCGUCUACGGUGCCCUCAUGUGGUCGCUGGGAAAGAUCGUCAACACGCCCGAGGUGAUUCGUGUCUACAUUGGCUCAUUUUGGUCGCAUCCGUUACUGAUCCCAGACAAUCGCAAGCUGUUUGAGGCAGAAGAGCAAGACCUGUUCAAGGAUAUUCAAUCACUGCCUCGAAAUGCGGCACUACGCAAGCUGAACGAUCUUAUCAAGAGAGCUCGACUAGCAAAGGUUCAUGCCUACAUCAUCAGUUCUUUAAAGAAAGACAUGCCUACUGUCUUUGGGAAGGAGAACAAAAAGAAGGAACUGAUUAACAGCUUGGGUGAGAUCUACACUCGCAUUGAGAGGGAGCACCAGAUCUCCCCGGGAGACUUUCCCAACCUCAAAAAAAUGCAGGAUCAGCUACAAGCCCAUGAUCUAAACAAGUUCCAGCCUUUGAAAACGAAGCUGCUGGAUACAGUGGAUGAUAUGCUGGCACAUGAUAUUGCCCAACUGAUGGUUCUGGUGCGUCAGGAGGAAACACAGAAGCCCAACCAGGUGGUGAAGGGCGGCGCCUUCGAGGGCACCAUGAACGGGCCGUUCGGACACGGAUACGGAGAGGGGGCGGGCGAGGGCAUCGAUGAAGUCGAGUGGGUGGUGGCUCGUGACAAACCUAUGUACGACGAAAUCUUCUACACCCUCUCGCCCGUCAAUGGGAAAGUGACCGGUGCCAAUGCCAAGAGGGAGAUGGUGAAGUCCAAGCUACCCAACACUGUGCUGGGAAAGAUCUGGAAGCUGGCUGAUAUCGAUAAGGAUGGUAUGCUAGACGACGAGGAGUUCGCUUUGGCCAACCAUCUGAUCAAGGUUAAACUAGAAGGUCAUGAACUGCCGAGUGAUCUUCCGGCUCAUCUUGUACCGCCUUCCAAGAGAAAAAUUCCAGAGUAAGAUGUAGCAUGACUGACUUUGGAAAACAGGUUUAUUUUAUGGAAUAAGAUGGCUGGACAACUAAAAAGCAGGGAAUCCACUGCGAUACGCGAUUGCGCUUUAGUAUGACUGGACUGGAUUUGAAAAUUAUCCUUUGUAUAUUUUUCUGUUUGACAAACACAUCAUGCUGUCUGCCGUUUAAAAAUUCAUUUAAAGGAAUAGUUGACCCCAAAUAAAAACAUUUUUUUCUACAUAUCCCUGUCAUUUCAACCCCAUAUUACUCAGCCCAGUCGCAUGAAAUUACGUACCUGUAGUCACAUCAUUUUUUGAUUCUUUUUUGUGAUACUGUCACAAAAUUUCCCGUAUUUUCGUGAUCGUAUCAAAAAUUUAUUUUUAUGUGUCAUUGUCACGUAUUGGCUACUCAACUGUUUUGUCCUAUUUUCUUACUAUUGUAAAUCAGAAAAAAAUGUAUAAACCAAUACUUAAAGUGACAUCCUAACGCAAACACCAAACCGAAGCAAAAAUGGUUUAAAAUAGGAAAAAGCAGUUUAGUAACACGUGACCCAUAAACAGAAAUUUGUGAUACGAUCACGAAAAAACGCAGAAAUUUGUGACAGUAUCACGAAAAAGAAUAAAACAAAUUACAUGACUACACUGCAAAAAAUGAUUUUCAAGAAAAAAAUCUCUUAUUGGUAUUUUUUGUCUUGUUUUCAGUAAAAAUAUCUAAAUAUUCUUAAAUUAAGAUGCUUUUUUGAUUAGCAAAAUGACCUAAGAAAAUAAAAAUAUCAAAUUUAAGUGAUUUUGUGCAUAAAACAAGCAAAAAAUCUGCCAAUGGGGUAAGCAAAUUUUUCUUGAAUUUUUCUUGAAUUUAGAAAAAUGUUCAAGAUUUUUUUGCUUACCCCAUUUGCACAUUUUUUUGCUUAUCGUAUGCACAAAAUCACUUAAAUUUUAUAUUUUGGGUCUAAAAACUAGACUUAUUUUCUUGGGUCGUUUUGCUCAUCAAAAAAGCAUCUUAUAAGAAUUUUAUAUAUUUUUUACUGAAAACAAGACAAAAAUACUAAGAAUUUUUUUUCCUGAAAAUAAUUUUUUGCAGUUUAUAGGUACAUAAUUUUGUGAGACUGGGUAGCAUUACUUUACCUUUCAUCCGAACAAAAAGAAAUUCGCACAGCUUUUUUCCAUACAGCAAUAGUUCAUUGUGACCUUGUCUGCCAAAAAAUGUGGUUUAACUUGUGCAUUAAUGCCGUAUUCCUCGGGCCAAGAAACGGAUCAGUGAACAAAUAACCCUGUUAUUUUCAAUGAAUUGGUUGAUCUGGUUCACAAAUUUGACUGAUUCAUUCAUGAAAUACCAUGACCCGGUCACAGCAAAUGAACUGUAGUUGUAUGGAAAAAACUGCUCAAAGAUUAUUUAUUCAUAAAAAAGUGAAAUAUUUUAAGGCUUUGAAAUAACAUGGGAAUGAGAACAAAGUGAUCUUUUUUUUUUACUAUUCCUUUAAUGAAUUUAUGUGCUUUCGGAUUUUACAGACACAUUUACUGUAUAUUAUAAUUUAAAACACUCAGAAGAGGAUUUCCCUCAUUUGUUUGUCUCUCAUGACACUAAAGCUUCAUCAUCCAUUCAUGUGUUGGAUUUUCAUUAGUUUAUUUUAAUACAAUCUCAUGGCAACUUGUACGUAUUUGUACGGACGGCGGCUAAUUCGUAUUAAUUUGUAAGACCACAUUCGUAUGUUUUUGUAUGAUUUGCCUUUGCCCCAUGACGUUGGGGGGGUUCAUUUAUUUUUUAUUCUAAUAAUUGUUUAUUUUUGUACGAUUCACUUCAUACAAAUUCAUAAGAAUAAGCCACCUCGUAAAAUACGUACGAAUUCAUGUGCGAUCAGGCUGUUUAUUUUAAACUAAUCUGUGUCAAAAGAGAAGAUCUAUAUAUUACAACAGAAAUCGAAAACAAGUCAUUAAUCUAAAUGCACAGCUGUUCAAAUGUAACAAGAGAAGCAAAAUGUCUUUUAUAAGUAGGCCUAGGUAUUAUUGUUUUCACGUGAAGGCGGCAUCUUAACAAAUGCGAGUCCUUUCUAGCCUGACAAAGAGACUGUUAAAACUGUAUAGCCGUCAAGUCAGAAGAUUCGGUGUUUAGUGUUUUGAUGGACAUGUAGAACUAGUAUCUGUUAAUAGUCGACUGUAUGUAAUGUAAACAUAUGUAAACUAACUUGGGUUUUAGAAAACUUACAGAAUUCCAGUCUGAUGCAAUUCAGCCAUUUAACUUUAUUAAAGUAAUAUGCAUUCAAUUGAGCUUUUCUCUUUGAUGACUUUUGUGCUCAUAUGCAUCGUUUCAUUGAAACAACAGCAGUUGUAUGUAUUUAGUGAUAUUAUACUUUCCCUCAUAGUAUGAGCAUUUAGUGAUUCACUGAACUAUUUACCUCUAUCCACCCCUUGACAUGCAGUUAUCCAGAGUUGAUUCAUUUAUUCCUGAAGAUUAUUAGGAUCUAAAGGUGAAUUCAUGGGGUUUAAUGCACUGAUGUUUGUAACUGAACUGAAUGGCCUUUAAUCUGAUCUGCUUUUCCCAUGUGAAAUAGCUCUGCUUACGCAAACCGUACCUCAGUUUCAGGAAUCAAAGAGAUAAAAUUGUCCAAUUGAAAUGACAAAUGUUUAGGAUAAUGAAAUUCCUGCAUUACAAGCUAGCAGGGCUUUAGCCAAUAAGCUGCCUCUUUGCCUUUGGACACACCCACUUCAAUCUGAUAUCGGAUGUGACACUGCACAUACUGUAGAGAUGUACGGGAGAAAACAUAUUGUCUUAUACUACAAUGCUUGACAUCCUUCAAAGACUUUCAUGGAUCAAGUUGCAGUUGGAUUUGAGUGUCGAAUUUAUUCCAACUUUGCUCAUAAAUUGCACAUGGGAUGUUUCAUUUUACCAUAAUGUGUCUGCAUUUGUUUUUACAUGUACAUGUGUAUAUGGGGUGCAAUAUGGUUUGCAAGUGUAUUGUGAAGUAGUUACACUAAGCACAGGUGACGUGUUGCUCAUUGUGUGUUUAAACCAGUGCGUACAUGCUGUUCAGAGAGAAAUGGAUGUUAUUCAACUAAAUAAAACUCGUAACUCAUUUAAAGGG